This is a messenger RNA of Plasmodium gallinaceum, 1020 nucleotides long. RefSeq names its product AN1-like zinc finger, putative. Gene Ontology annotation, cellular component: cytoplasm. The record is from RefSeq and is a predicted model, not a curated record. Bases 1 to 1020 code for a protein of 339 amino acids. Lineage: Eukaryota; Apicomplexa; Aconoidasida; Haemosporida; Plasmodiidae. The transcript has 2 exons. Gene Ontology annotation, molecular function: zinc ion binding.
AUGAAGCAUGAAAUUGAUAAGCAAUGUUCAUAUGAUUACUGUAAGAUAAAUGACUUUCUACCAUUCUUAUGUAGAUAUUGUAAAAAGUUUUUUUGUAUUAAUCAUCAAAAUGCUGAAGAUCAUGAAUGUAUAGACUAUUUGGAGAUUAAAAAUAAAAUAAGAAUAUGUGAUGAUAAAAAAAUAGCUAUUAAAAAUGAUAAGGAUUUAUAUGUUGUGUGUGAAAAAUGUAAAGCACUUAUAAAGAUAGAUGAAAAUGAAAAUAGAUAUGAAAAUAGUUUCAUAAAUAAUGUAAAAGAAAUAUAUGAAAAACAUGAAAUAAAUGAAUGUAAAAAUAAUGUAAUUUCUCCAAAAUAUUGUUCUUUUAAUGAAUGUAUAUAUAAUAAAUAUUGUAUUAAUUCAAACAACAAUAGAAAAUGCAUAAUAUGUCAGAAAAUUUUUUGUUUCAAUCAUGUAAAUGCAGUAAAUCAUAAUUGUGAAGAAAUGAAAAAAAAGAUGAAUCUAAAAAAAGAAGAAAUAAAAUUAAAAUUUCAAAAAAGAAUAUCCUCUAAUACUUCUAGUACCGUUAGGGACAAUAUAAAAUCAGAGAUUGUUAAUGAUACAUCAAAUGAAAAAAAAAAAAAAUUAGAGGAAAAAAUUUUUAGGAUAAAAAUAAAGUUAACAUCUAUAGGAUUAACAUCAAUAAGUGAAUCUUCUCGAAUAUUUGUAAAAUUAAUUAUUGAUAACUCACUUAUUAUUAUAAAAAAUUCUUUUCAAAUAGAAAAAAAAACGUGUAUGUUUAAAAAUAGAAGUGUUAAUAUAUGGUUAAAUGGAGAUAUAACCAUUGGAAACAAUAUUGAAUUAUUAAGUGAAAUAUUUAAAGCUGUUAUAUUUUCAAAAAAUGAAAAUAAUUUUUUUUUGUAUAAAAUUUUAAAAUACAGAGAUGGAAAGUUAGCAUUUAAUGAUAACGAAUUGUACUUUUUAGAUUGUUCCUCUUUUUGUCGUAAUGUUUUAAGUGAUGGUGAUACUAUACUUAUAAAAUAA